AUGGAAAAGGAUGAUGAAAAGUUCUUUUAUGAAGAUGAAGUAGCCAUGGUGUCUCCAAAAUCUGGUCUAGUCAAAUAUGGAUUAGUUUUAACUACAAACAGAUCGCGAUCAGAAAAUGAGUUGAUGAAAAGCGUUUAUAAUAACUUUAAUGAAAUCAAAGUAAUUUGGCAUCCAAAUGGAGCUGAAGAAAUUAUCCCAGAUGAUAAGGUACCAACUUCCAGCAAUAGUUAAAAUAUAUAUUUUUAAAACUAAUAAAAGUAUAUUUGUUGUAAUUUUCACAGGUUGUGUUAAUGGAUCGAUCAUUGAUGCCUGGUGAUGUAGUACGAAAGGUCAGUGAAGGUAAACCUAGUCAGUUUGGAUACUGUGAAAAUAUUAAUAUUUACGCUACAGUUAAAAUACUGAAUACUAACAAAAUAAUAGAAAACAUCAGUUCUAGAAACUUUACUCACACAAAAGUAUGUAUUUAUUUAUUUUUUUACUUUAAAUUUACUUUUUUUUAAAGUUUUAUUAUAAUUUAAAAUUUUUGAUUUCAAACUUCAUAUUUGAUAAAACUUCAAACAUUUAUUUAUUUAUUUGUUGUAUACAAUUUAUUAUAAAUAAUUUUAAUAUUUAUUAACUAAAUCUAAUUAUUAUACAUGUUUAUAUUUAUAGUCAUUUGCCAUUGAUUCUUCAGUUUUUUAUGAAUCAUGGGUUGGCGGAGUUUAUGAUGUGAAAUGUAAAGUUACAUUUGCUUCGCAAGAUGGAUCUAUUUUUACAUUGGAGGAUCCAUAUAGACAAGAUUUUAUAAGUCUGUCUACAAGUGAUGUAAGCCGAUUUUUAUUUAAAGUAUUUUAAAAGGAAUAAAUCUGUAUAGUUUUAAAAUGUAUUUAUUAUUAUUUAAUAUUUUCUAUAUAACAUUGAUAGGUAUUAAAACUAAUAAUUUUAUUUUCUCAUAGAGUUUUUCCAUUGAUGACAAUGUAUUUUAUCCUGGGCAAAAAUUAAAAAUGUGUCUUGAUUCUUUCGAAAAUGCAAAAUUUAUUAGAAUUAGUAACUUGAUGAGUUGUUUGUGGCACAAUUAUAAAAAAAAGUAUAACUAUAAAUUUGUUUCCAAGGUAAUAUUAUUAUUUAAAAUAAAAGUAUAAGAUCAUAAAUAUUUAUUUAAUAUUGAAUUUUAAGUGGGUCAAAGUUUAUGUACAAGAUAUUGCUGUAUCAUCUGUUGAAGUUGAGUGGUACUGUCAAACAACAAGUAAAAUAAAGGGACGGGAAGAAAAUUGGCCAGAAAGAAUAAUUACUGGAGAUAAUUUGAAAAAGUAAAUAUUAAAUACUAUUGAAUUAUUGUAGGUAUAUUGUGUUAAUGUAUGAAAUAUAUAUUUAUAUGUUAUUAUAUUCCAAAGAGCUGGGAGAUUAGAAAAUAAUAAAUUCUACAUACAGGUGAUUUUUUUUAUCAUAAACCAGCAAUUUUCUUAGAGGAUUUUGAGUGAAUUUGAUAACUGUUUUUUUUUUAAUAAUUAUGGAAUUAGUUUUAUUUUAAAACCAUUUUUAAUUUUUUAACCCCUAUUUCAUAUACCUUAAAUAAGUGUAUACUUUUGUUUUUCAAAUAAAAACUCUUCAAACACUGAUUUGAAUAGAGAAUAUUUUUCUAAAAAUGUAUAUAUGCAUAAAACUAUAUCAGAUUUACUAUUUAUGAGUUAUAACCAUUUAAAAUUUAGAUUAGAGGACUAGGGUAGAGUGUAAUCAUGCAAUUUAUUUCCCUUUUUUUACUCCAUAAUAAUUAAAAAAAGAAAACAGAAAUAAAAUUUACUUAAAAUUCUUCGAGAAAAAUGCUGGUUCAUGAUGAAAAAAUCACCUCGUAUGUAUACAAAUAUUGUAUACUUUAUAUAGAUUCUCAAAUUAGUUCAAAAUAGUUCCCAAAUUAUAUAUUCCAGCAAUUUUUUUGAAAAAAAAGUUUUACACUUCUUGUAAUGAUUUAAAUUUUGGUGAUCCUGAUGUUUUCUUUCCCUAGAUCAUAACUUCUAGAAUGCAAUUAUUCUGGUUUUUUUUUUUUUCAUUGUUAAUUCAAUUAUUUUCUAUCAAUAAUUGUUAAUCUUUUCUAUUAAACCAUGUUUUCCUCUAAUAAUAUCUAACACUUCUACAUUAGGUUUUAUUUCUAUCCAGUGCAUUCUUUAUAUUUGUCUGUCUUUAAUACCACUUUUUCAUAGCUUCCAAUUUAUUUUUUUUCUUCACCUGUAUAACAUUUGUUUUGCAUCCAUAGACACAAUGGUCCAGGCGUAAGUUUUUAUUCACUAUUAUAUUUAUUUUCUUCUUGGAGUAAUUUCAUUUUGUUACUUAGAGUUUGAGAUUAAGAAGACCCCAAAAAUCAGAAUUAAUAAUUCUAAACUACAAUUAAACACAUUUUGUCUGAAUAAUUGAGUUUAGAUUCUAAGUGGAGAGAUUCCAAAUGUAUUGGUUUUACUAUGGUGUAUGCUAAAUAUUAUUUUUUGUUAAACAAUUUUUCUAUCAACAAUUUAGUUUCAAUAAAAAAAUGACAAGUUACCUUUGUUAUUGUAUUUUGGAUUUAGUAGAUCCAAUGUGAAGUAAUUUUUUGACUUUUGGCAGUUUGAAAAAUAAUUUAGGAAAAAACAGCAAAGCUGAUAAAUAUAACAGUUUCAUUAUUAAAAUUUUUUUUUUGUUGCAAUUUAAUUAAAAGUGAUCAUAAAAACUUGACAUUUUUCAAAAUACUUAUAUUUUAAUUUUUCAGAUAUUUAUAGACAUUCAAAAUUUCCUUGUUUUUAGUUUUUAUUGAGUUAUCUUUUGAUUAUUAAGUUUAUUAACUGUGGUCGAAAAGUUGGUGUAGUUUUUUUUUUUGUUGAUAAAAAUCUUUAAAAAUGUUGACAUUACAAAACAUAUAAUGUAAAUAAAAUAUAUUUAUUUAUAUAUUUUACUUUCCCAACUUUUCCAUUUCUCCUUUUUUCUGUAAAGUUAUUAUUUGCAAUCACAUUCAGUUUAUGCAACAUUAAAAUUAAUAAUAUUCUAAUUCAAAGAAGCCGAUAGACUAUUAUCACAGAAUGUAGUUUAAGAAACACUUAUAUAAGCAAUUGGUAAAAUAGGUAAUUAAUGUAGAGGAUUUAUUUUUUUAAUAGCUCAUGUAAUGCAUAAUUUGCUGUUGACACAUUGUGUAAAAAGUUCUGUUUAAUACUUUUAAAUUACAAUACAAAGAUGUGCAUUUAAUAUUUGUAUCACUUAAAUUAGUUUACUAAUAAUAUACUAAAUACUAAGGUUAAUUAGAGAUUCAAUAGUAAAUCCCAAAGUCACCUUUUAAAAAAAUUGUUAAAAAUAAUACAUAUUAUCAUAUUUGGUAUUGUAAAAUGACAAAUUAUUUAAAUACAUAUUUUUUUAGUUUUCGUAUUUACUAAAAAAAACAUCUAUUUUGAAAUAUAUUUUAUGUCUAUAAAUAAAUACAAUCAUUAUAUACUAUAGUCUAUUAUAUAUAACUUUUAUUAUUAAUAUACAAUUAUUAUAAGUAUGUAAAAUAAUACAGUAAAACCUCCUUGUAACAGAAUCACUGCUUGGUACAAUUGAUGUUUCUAUUAUAAAAGAGUUUGUUUCCGUUAUAGGGAGAUUAAAAUAUACAUAUUAUAAGUUAUGCAAAACUGUUGUUGUUUUCCGUUUAAGAAGGUUUUACUGUACAUUAUUGUAAUAAAAUAAUGUAUAUAUAUAUGUUAAAUUUAUUUUAUUUUAUUUUUUUAAAAAAUUAUUAUAUUUUCAGAUUAAAAACCAUUGAUUUAUUUGAGUCUUGUUCAAUUCAAGUGGGUGACACUCAUUGGUAUACAAUUAAAGAUACUGAUAAUUUGAUAACAAUGAAACAGUGGCGUAACAAAUGUACUGAAACUUUUAAUACUGCACCUGAUUUAAUGCCUAGUUUAAUUAAAAAAGAAACAAACUACAACAAACUUCUAGGUAUCAAAUUCUAUUAUAUAUUUAAAAGUUAAAUAUAGUAUUGAUAAUUUUGAUAUUUAUCAAUAUCUUUGUCUAAUAAUUUUCUAUUAAUAAAUCAUGUUUUUUGGCAAAUUGACUGUUGAAAAUUCAGUUUAAUUAUGUGAAAAAGGUACUUAUAUAUAUAUAAUUUAUUAGUUAAUUGGAAAAUUCUACCAAAAAUUUGUCUUCGUUUCCAAGUGUAGGACAUUUUCCGAAAGUCAAUUUUCUUGGGGUGAUAUAUUUAAGAUGUUACUUUUUGAUUUUCUAAGUAUUCAAUAUAAUUAGGAAAACUCGGGAAAAUGUACAACAAUAAUGCUUUCAUUAUUUUCUUGUUGUAAUUCAGUUUAAAAUGAGAUAGAAAUAGAUAUUUGAAAUUUGGACAGAAACCUUAUAUUUGCCUUUUAUAGAAGCGGUAAAAUUUUCAAAAUAUUCAAUUCUCUUUUAAGCUAUUUAGAAAUUUAAAUUUUUCAAGUUUUUUUACGUAAUAUUUAUUUGGUAGGUACUCUAUGGAUACAAUUGUUGGACCAAACAGAAUUGCUUGAAAAUUGAUCAAGAAGUUUAUUAUAAGUUUUACUUUGUGGUAAACCAAGAAAAAGUUUUCUAAUGAAGUAUUUUUUUUUUCAUGCAAAUUUUUAAUAACAAAUUUUGAUGAAAAUCUUAUAUAUUACAGCAUUUUAAAAUAUUUUUAACCAAACUUCGCUCAGAAUUGUUGUAUGUAAACAAUGGUUGAUCGUAUACAAUAAAAAAUUAAUUUGCCUCUACAUGCUUCCCAACUUUUCACUUAUUGCAGUAGCUCUCUCAUCAAACAAUUUAUGUCCAUCUUUAAACUUGUUCUUGUCAUUUUCAAAGUAUAAUUUAUUAAUUAAAAUUUAAAAAUAAAAAUUGAUUAUUUUAUUCUUUAAAAUAAGAUAAUUUAUUUCUUUGAAUUCCAUUGUAUUAUUUAUAUUAACUGAAUUAUCCUUUUGUUAUUUUGUUAAAAUUUUACUUUACAUUGUUUGUAUAGUUUGUGAUAUAUCAUAAAAUGUUUAAUCACUUAUUUACAGGUACACUAAAUGUGUCAAAUGAAAAUAUUUCAUCUAUAAAAAUAAGACAAAUUGAAAAACCAUCAAAUAAAGAUAAAUGUAUGUUACAGUCAAAGAAAUCUGAACCUAAACCUUCUACAAGCACAAUAAGUAUAAUUAACAUCUAAUGUUUAAAUGUUUUUUUUUUUAAUUUUAAGUUAUAAAUAAAUAGGCAAAUUAUUUUUAGGUACAAGUUCCAUACAUACACUGAAAUCUAAUAGACUAAAAAGAAAUCGAAUGUGGAAAUUAUUGGUUAAGAAAAAUAAACAAUUCAAUGUACCUAAAGUUUCUACAAAACCAAAUUCUAAAGUUGUUGUUGAGAUUUGUUACACUCAAUCUAUGAUUGAUGUUAUAUGGCAGGUAUGUAUUUUAUAUUUUGAAAAACGUUUCUAUAAUUUAUUCCAUAAUUCAUAAGACUAUACGAUUUAUGAUUAUUCAUAUUAUUUGAUGGCUGGUAAAAAAUAAAUAUCAUUAAUUGGUAUUUUAUAUUUUUUUAAACUGUUAAGGAUUGUUUUCUGGGAAAUCUAGUCAUGCUCAGUGAGCCAUAGCUAUGAAAUUAGUAAUUUGUUAUCAUGUGUGUUGAUUUAUUUUUAUACACAAAUUUCAUAAGGUAAUUUUCUUAGGACCCUAAGCCUUGCCUAUAAGAUUCUGGCGUAUUGUAUACUCGAUAGGAUAAAACCUUUAUCAGAAGGUGUUCUGGGACAAUACCAGGGGGGUUUUAGACCUAACAGAACUACAACAGAUCAGAUUUUCUGUAUUCGCCAAAUUGCACAAAAUUCAUGGGAAUAUAACAAGGAAUUAUACAUUCUAUUUAUCGAUUUUGAGAAAGCAUAUGAUUCCAUCCAUAGAUCUACCUUAAUCAACAUAUUAAAAGAAUUUAACUUCCCAAUAAAACUAGUAAACUUGAUUAAGGCUAGUCUUGAAAACACUUUGAUAAAAAUUAAAAUUGCGAAUGCAGUAUCAGAAACAGUUAGAGUAUCUACAAGCUUAACACAAGGAAACGCUCUUUCUCCUGUCCUCUUUAAUCUAGUGCUUGAAAAAAUUGUCAGAGGACUAAAUACUAUUGACGGGGUUGCGAUGGGUAACACGACAAUAGAUUUGCUAGCAUAUGCUGAUGGCUUAGCCUUUUUGGGAAAUAAUUUAGAUACUGUAAAACAGAAUUGUAGAAAACUAAUAAAUGUAGCAGGCAAACGUGGUCUAAAGAUCAAUGACAAAAAAACGAAGAAUGUCAUAAUUGGAAGAAGAAGUAGAAAAUACCAACAAGGAGAGUUUAUGGAAAUAGAUAACCAUAAAUUUAAGAGAGC
Molecule: messenger RNA, 6298 nt
Organism: Cinara cedri
Lineage: Eukaryota; Metazoa; Arthropoda; Insecta; Hemiptera; Aphididae
Source: the annotation of a GenBank genome assembly